AUGGUAUCUCAAAUUUUUUUUUUUAUUGAAAAUCUCUCUCUCCCCGCCUCAUUUUAUUUGUUUAUGUUCAUUAGCAUUUCAGUCGCUUCGUUCCGCAGCGCUUUAUUCCCUGUGGAUAAUAAACCUCAGCAUAUGCCAUCGAGACCUGACAGCGGUUGCUUUACUGCCGCGCUGUUUAUUGAUAUCUAUCUAUCUACUUAUCUACCUCAGUCUAUUGAUAUCUAUCUAUCUCAGUCUAUUGAUAGCUAUCUAUCUCAGUCUAUUGAUAUCUUUCUAUCUAUCUAUCUCAGUCUAUUGAUAUCUUUCUAUCUAUCUAUCUCAUCUAUUGAUAUCUAUCUAUCUCAGUCUAUUGAUAGCUAUCUAUCUCAUCUAUUGAUAUCUAUCUAUCUCUCUAUUGAUAGCUAUCUAUCUCACUAUCUAUCUCAGUCUAUUGAUAUCUUUCUAUCUAUCCAUCUCAGUCUAUUGAUAUCUAUCUAUCUCAGUCUAUUGAUAGCUAUCUAUCUCAGUCUAUUGAUAUCUUUCUAUCUAUCCAUCUCAUCUAUUGAUAGCUAUCUAUCUCAGUCUAUUGAUAUCUUUCUAUCUAUCUAUCUCUGUCUAUUGAUAGCCAUCUAUCUCAGUCUAUUGAUAUCUUUCGGUUCUCUCAUAGCGCAUUUACAUCUAUUAAUCUAUCUAUCAAUCUCUCUUCAGCCUGCUAUCUAUCUAUCUAUCUAUCUCUCACAUCUAUGUGCUCGCAACUGUGACUUCUACAACGCGGUUACCUCUCUCUCUCUCUCUCUCUUUCUCUCUCUCUCUCUCUCUCUCUCUGCCUCACACUCCCGGCUUACUACUAUCCAUUCAUUACUUCCUUCUUCCCUUUCCUUUCCAUACCUUCUCUCUAUCUCACUUUUUAAAAAAAAACCUGACCCUCCGUCACUUUUCUUAUUCCCCUCCUUCUAUCUUGCUCUCUCUCUCUCUCUCACUCUCUCUCUCUCUUGUUAA
Molecule: messenger RNA, 978 nt
Organism: Acanthosepion pharaonis
Lineage: Eukaryota; Metazoa; Mollusca; Cephalopoda; Sepiida; Sepiidae
Source: the annotation of a GenBank genome assembly